AGAACACGUCAAAACGCAGGUUCCGACGCGCGCAGAUGUACAUAUCGUUGGAUAUAUUGCUCACUCGCAUGGGAUAAAUCUAUAUUUUGCAUCCUGCAAGUUUAACUAGGAAUAAUCUGACCACUGGAAUGGACGGUAAUUUGACUAAGAAUGUAGUUGCCUGCAGGACACCAGGUGGGAUGAAUUUGGACAGAAGUUCUGAGGCUGUGAGUCCGCCACCGACGCGGAACGUGCCCCACGCCUUUCACCGGCCGAAAGCAGCCACUGGCACACCAGAAGCAGAGAAUUGCAGCAGCGAAUCAUCUGAUACUGAAUUAUCAGAAAAGGAGAGGAAAGUCGCACAGCGAUGUGAUGAUUCGGCCGCUGAAGAUGCUAAAAAGAAAAAACAGCGGCGGCAAAGGACACAUUUCACAAGUCAACAGCUCCAGGAACUCGAGGGCACUUUUCAGCGGAACCGGUAUCCCGAUAUGAGCACGAGGGAGGAAAUAGCAGUGUGGACUAACCUAACCGAGGCCAGAGUUAGGGUCUGGUUUAAGAAUCGAAGAGCGAAGUGGAGGAAACGCGAGCGCAACCAGCAGAUUGACAUGUGUAAAAACGGUUAUCUGCCCCCGUUCAGCGGCUUGAUGCAGCCGUAUGACGAGGUGUAUCCGGCCUACACCUACAACAACUGGACAAAUAAAGGGCUCGCUCCAGCACCUCUGUCCAGCAAGAACUUCACCUUCUUCAACUCCAUGAACCCACUCAGCUCCCAGUCCAUGUUCUCGGCUGCAAACUCUCUCCCCGCUAUAAAUAUGCCGUCCAGCAUGAACCAUUCCGCUGUUCCCGGGAUGCCAGCCUCAGCUCUGAACAACAUUAACAAUCUGAACAGCAUCAGCAGUCCUUCCCUCAGUCCGGCCAUGUCCUCACCUGCCUGUCCUUAUGGAGCAACCGGCUCGCCGUACAGUGUUUGCAGAGACGCUUGCAGUUCUAGUUUGGCCUCACUAAGACUGAAAUCUAAGCAGCACCCUGCUUUUGGAUACGGCGGACUGCAAAGCCCUGGUCCUGCUGUCAACGCCUGUCAGUUCAACAGCUGACAAGAGAAGCAUUUUGUAUAUGAGACGCAGUACUUAUGUUAAACGUGCACUAUGUUUAUGCCUUAUUUUUUUUGUAUUUCAUCGUGGUGGGACAAUUGUCAGCAUAGGGAUUAACUGACACAGGAAGAAUUACGAAAACAUGUAUCCAGUGAACCCAAUUAAAGAAUAACCGAGAUGAAAGUUUAUAGCAAAUAUUAACGUGUCGGAAUAGUACCUACAUCAGUGUUUACAGAGACCGCCAUCGAUUAUACAUUGAACAACUUAAGCUAAAUAUGGUAAGAAUUCAAUGCUUUUGAGUGUUCAUUUUAUAUUUAAACAAUUUGAAUUCCUUAUAUGCUCAACGCAUUUGCCACGAAUUUAUACAAACCUGAAAAAAAGAACAGUCGGUUGUAUAUGACUUUAUAAGUUAGAAAUUUAGAUAAACUACAAUAAAUUAAUGUGAAUUAAAGACAUUUCAAAUUUAGAUCUAGAUUUUCCUGCAGCUCCCGUUUUAUUCUCCGCGACAGAACAUUUCUGCAGGUCGCUCGUCUCCGAUGCGGCUCCCGGCUUUGGUCCCGCUGCAGAAUCGCGUUCCUGUUUACAAGCGACGAUAAUCGACGAAGCGAAUACGUACUUUAUCUGGAAUGUUGUAGCAAUUUAUCUACAAUAAUCAACUGAACUUACGAAAACUUUGUAUUAAAGGCAAAAUAAGGCGCACUCAGAUUCACCAAAAUAAACUUGAAAUAAA
Paramormyrops kingsleyae is the source of this 1800-nucleotide messenger RNA. RefSeq names its product pituitary homeobox 1-like. The record is from RefSeq and is a predicted model, not a curated record. Gene Ontology annotation, biological process: regulation of transcription by RNA polymerase II; anatomical structure morphogenesis. Gene Ontology annotation, cellular component: nucleus. Gene Ontology annotation, molecular function: DNA-binding transcription factor activity, RNA polymerase II-specific; RNA polymerase II cis-regulatory region sequence-specific DNA binding. Lineage: Eukaryota; Metazoa; Chordata; Actinopteri; Osteoglossiformes; Mormyridae.